This is a messenger RNA of Aspergillus candidus, 1867 nucleotides long. RefSeq names its product BAR domain protein. The record is from RefSeq and is a predicted model, not a curated record. Lineage: Eukaryota; Fungi; Ascomycota; Eurotiomycetes; Eurotiales; Aspergillaceae. Gene Ontology annotation, cellular component: cytoplasm. Gene Ontology annotation, molecular function: protein binding. The transcript has 5 exons. The coding region runs from base 572 to 1831 and encodes 419 amino acids.
CUCCGCUGUCCUCCAUCCCGUCCCGGUGGUCAGUGAGUAAAUACUAUAAUUACAAUACUCAACUUAUUAACUAUUAACGUCUCAUAAUAACAAUCAUUCAUCCGGAGCAAAUAAAACUGGAUCCCUCCUCUCCCUCCGACGGUCACUCAUCACUCGAAUCCAUACCUAUUAGAGAGUUUUCUCUCCCCACUUCCUCUCUUGUCGCAAUCGCCCCCCGUCUACCGUCCUUUCUUCUUCUUCCUUGCCUUCCUGAUAAUCCCCAACCCCUCCUCACACAUCUUCAAUUCUCUUCCAUCCUCCUCUCCAGACGAGCUGUGAAACUGAUCUAGACCUUCUUUCAAUUCAUUCUUUACCACUUCUUUCAUUCGUUUGUUGGAGACUAGACAACACCCCCCGCUAUCGAAUAAACACCACCCCCACCGCAUCCGGCUUCUUGUUCCCACUCUUAUCUGCAGGACAGAUCCAUUCCUCCCCACAACUCGAGAACUCGAGUCGAAGCUUCUAAACGACCGAUUCGACCUACUCGGAAUUUCAAAACUACAACAUCCUCAAUCCAUAACAAUCGCUCACCAUGAACGUCAACCGCAAGUUCGACCGUUUCAGGCAAUGGGCCGGCGAGAGAAUGGGCGGCGAAGUCAAGACGAAUCUCUCCGACAACUUCAAGGCCAUGGAAACGGAAAUGAAUGUCCGACAUGAUGGCGUUGACCGCAUACACAAGUCGAUGACUGGCUAUGUCAAGUCCAUUUCGAAACGCAACGAAGGCGAUGACAAGGAGAAGACCCUGCCGAUUGCCCAUCUGGGCUCUAGUAUGAUUAGCCACGGGGAGGACUUUGAUGGGCACUCCGAUUAUGGCCGUUGUUUGAUCACUUUUGGAAGAACGGAGGAGCGCCUCGCGCGCGUCCAGGAGUCCUACAUUGCGCAGUCGAACUCGAGCUGGCUCGAGUCGCUGGAGCGGGCCUUGACACAGCUGAAAGACUACCAGUCUGCUCGGAAGAAGCUUGACAAUCGACGAUUGGCGUACGAUACCUCUCUGUCCAAGAUGCAGAAGGUCAAGAAGGAGGACUUCCGCAUGGAGGAGGAGCUUCGAACCCAGAAGAUUAAGUACGAAGAGGCCAACGAGGACGUGUAUCGGCGCAUGAUGGACAUCAAGGAUUCGGAGGGAGAACAUGUGAACGACUUGGAGGCAUUUUUGGACGCGCAGUUGGAAUACCACGAACGGUCUCGCGAGGUACUCUUGCAGCUCAGAAAGGAAUGGCCGAGCAGCCAAUCUGCCUCCUACCCUCCAAACGGUCGUCGCGCGGGACGCCCUCGUUCGAACACCGCGCAUUCGUACCAGGAGCGCUAUGAACCGGUGCAGGAGGAACUCGUCAACGCCAUGGAGUCGCGACCUAUCAUCCGAUCCAACCGGGAAACCUCCCCUGUCUAUUCUGUCGACCCGACGCCGCAGCGACCGAUUGCGGUGCGAACCUCCACCUUCGAAGGGCCCAUGCAACUGCGCCAGGAGCAGGCAUGGCCGUCCCGCACCGUCAGCGAGAACUACGGUCCCCCGCGGCCUGUGAGCCGGGUGGUCACCGACCCGUACAUGGAUCCACCCGACAGCGCCGGUCAGUACCGGUCGAAUGGCGGCAGUCCGGACAGGUCAUACUACGGACGGUCGAUUUCGCCCACCCCCUCAUAUGGUGAUGCCAUGUCCCGACGGACCAGUUCGAACACGUUGAAUGGGGCCACGCUGGCCAAGAAGGCGCCUCCCCCACCGCCACCGUCGCGCGCGAAGAAACCGCCGCCUCCGCCUCCGAUGAAACGGCCGAUCCUCAGUGCGACCGAGGUAUAGGGGAGGUCAAGGUAGUGGGUUGGAGUUGUUUUGGCG